GUCGCACGCUGAAUUCCCUCGCUUGCACACUGAACUUAUGUCAUGGCUGUGCUAUUUCGGUCGGAGCUAUAAAAUUAAAAAGCAAACAGAAAAGAGCGGGGAAAUGUUGUUCCAUUUUCAAAAACUACGAUAACUUGGCUACACAAUAAAUUGGUAACUUUUCAAUAAAAAUGAAAAUUUUUAGCGAAAGUUUUGAGUUUCUUCGGCGUCGCAUCUUUUUGAUAUCAUGGAUCUCAUUAGUCAUAUACCUUUUUUAUAGUACUUUUAUUUAUUAUCUCCACGGUCGUGAGUUUCAUUAUUUGAGACGAAUUUUAGGGAUAGGGCUAUGUGUGUCUAGAGGCACUGCGUCGGUGCUUAACAUAAGUUCAGCGCUGGUGCUUCUUCCACUCUGCAAAAAACUCAACCUGGUGGUCUACCGCCUUCUCUCGGGGCUCUGCCCUGGCGUCUUCUUCUUCUGGCUGGAGAAGGCCAAGAGCUUCCACAUGACUGUUGCUGUUACAUUAGUAUUAUUUGCUGUGAUACAUUCCAUAUCUCACUUUGUGAACUUGUGGAAUUUCUCUAGAGGCUACGACGAGGAAAGGAGCGAGAUAAACUUCGCCAACUAUAAAAAUCAGAAUCCUCUAUCGCUGUUGAUGAGCCAAGCAGGCCUGACGGGUGUGUCGAUGCUGCUGAUAGUAGUAAGCAUGGCAUUGACCUCCAUGAGGGCAGUUCGGCGGAGACUGUACAACGCCUUCUGGUACACCCACCAGCUCUACAUGCUGUUCUUGGUGCUGCUGAUCGUUCAUCCCUUGAGCGGAGUAUUAAAGAAAGAGGUCAUCGACGAAGACGCUAGUCUCACUAGUCAAAACAUGCAUUACUCAAACACUUCUUCAGAAAAUGUUCCUCAUAAAUUCGUCUCUAUAAAAUCUCAGACCUGGUUGUGGAUGGCUUUUCCUCUAAGCUUUUUUAUAAUGGAUCUCAUUUGGCGAAUUUUGUCAAGAAAUCGGGCGAGAGUCAAUAUAUUACAAGUGAGUUACAUGGCCGGGCGAACCAUGAGCCUGACCCUCAGGUGUCCCCCCGAAGGCUUCGCCUGCCGCGCGGGACAGUACGUGCUGCUACAGUGCCUUGACGCGUCGUUGCUGGAGUGGCACCCCUUUACUGUCGUCAAGGUGAGAUGUUGUGAGGGUAGUCAUGAUACUGACCCUCAGCUGUCCCACGAAGGCUUCGCCUGCCGCGCGGGACAGUACGUGCUGCUACAGUGCCUUGACGCGUCGUUGCUGGAGUGGCACCCCUUUACUGUCGUCAAGAUACCUGAAUCUAGUCAAAACGAUUUUGUUAUAUGGAUAAGAGUGACGGGUGAUUGGACUGAAGCUUUAGAGAGGCUGUUAUUAGAUAAAGAUCCUGCUAGACUAAGUGUAUUAGUGGAUGGUCCGUUCUCGAGCCCCAUGGAAGGUGUUGCGGGCUGUUCGGUAGCGAUAUGCGUAGCUGCCGGUGUUGGCAUUACUCCUUUUGUCGCAUUACUAAGGAAUAUGUUCUUGUACCCAAGAAGCUAUUUACCAGGGAGGAUCCACCUCCUAUGGAUAGUGAGACACGAAGAAGAAAUAACUUGGCUGGCUGAUUUAGCCACCAAAACUAUGAUGCGGCUACGAGAUUCCAAUCGACCUGACCGCCUGCACAUUGAAUUAUACGUCACAAGUACCAAGAACAACUUGAAUGCUAAGAAUAAAGAAACCAUACACUUAGUUACAUUUAAUGGAAAAGGAGUCGUUCAUAAAAGAGAAUUUACAGACGAUGAAAAAGCAACGCUUCUGACUCCGAAUUUACGAAGGAAUGGGAACUUAGUUAAGGGGGUGGAUAAUGAAGGGAGUAGUGUUGGGGAGUAUAGCAUAGCUAAAGAGUACCCACUGCUGGGAUGUAGGGUACGAAGGGGACGACCGCACUGGGACCGCGUGUUUGGGUAUUGGGUGCAUUUGUACCCUCAAGCCCAAUUGAAUUUAUAUUGCUGUGGACCAAAGAAGUUAGUAAAAUUGUUAAGAAACAAGUGUAAAUAUAUCUCUAGCACGACAAAAACCAAAUUUACAUUCGUUCACGAAGGUUUUUCAUGAUCAGUAUUACGCUACAAUUACCUUAAUUUAUUUAUUAAAAUGCAUUUAUUAUGAAA
Messenger RNA from Ostrinia nubilalis (European corn borer), 2140 nucleotides. Its product is annotated as NADPH oxidase 4-like. The record is from RefSeq and is a predicted model, not a curated record. Gene Ontology annotation, biological process: defense response; superoxide anion generation. Lineage: Eukaryota; Metazoa; Arthropoda; Insecta; Lepidoptera; Crambidae. Gene Ontology annotation, cellular component: NADPH oxidase complex; plasma membrane. The transcript is spliced from 12 exons. Gene Ontology annotation, molecular function: superoxide-generating NAD(P)H oxidase activity. Bases 171 to 2084 code for a protein of 637 amino acids.